AUGUGUCAGGGCACAUUUGACCAGCAGCUGUCUUCCACAGAAGACCUGCAGCUGCUGAGUGCCGCCUAUGCCAGCCCGGACGUCACCGACGUGCCGACGUCGUACAUAUUCAAUCCACAUGUAGUCUGCACAGCGCCUGGUAAGGUUAUCUGCAGCACCGACUGUAAGCAGGUGAUGGUGUGUUUAGGCAAUACUACUGGUGGUUACACUCCUACGGUGGUGGCAACGUGCCCCACCACCGGCAGUACGAGGUGCAGCGCAGAGCAGGCCGCCUGCGUUGCAGAAGAGGACUCCGAGUGCCACCCUCCAGUCGCCGCAAGUAGGUUUCCGUGCAACAGCGUCGGAUCCUUCCCUGACCCGUACGACUGCCAGACGUACCACAUCUGCACUGCGGCCGGCGGAGUUUCUCAAAGUGCUACAUGUAGCGGCACUACGGCGUACAACCCUCUGAGAGCAGACUGCAGCCUGUCGACAUCCUACCUGGUGUGCACGAGAGGCCCCAUCGAGCCCUGUUCUCAGCUGGGGCAGGUUGGCGUCGUCCCAGAGAACCAGGCCAUCUACUACAUCUGCACUCAGAACGGAGACGAAAUCUUUCCAGAAAUGUACAGGUGUACUGGCAACGAGAUCUUCGACGUUACCGUUGCUGCCUGUGUUGACCAAUCCACAACUUUGAAGAAGAUGCAACCUUAGCCAUUAAUGCAGAC
Schistocerca piceifrons (Central American locust) is the source of this 704-nucleotide messenger RNA. RefSeq lists its product as uncharacterized. The coding region runs from base 1 to 690 and encodes 229 amino acids. Gene Ontology annotation, cellular component: extracellular region. The transcript is spliced from 5 exons. NCBI's taxonomy places the organism in Eukaryota, Metazoa, Arthropoda, Insecta, Orthoptera, Acrididae. The record is from RefSeq and is a predicted model, not a curated record. Gene Ontology annotation, molecular function: chitin binding.